UCCGUUCCUUGAAUAGAUAGAGAGAGAAAAAAAAAAGUUUCAUAUUUUUGGUGUAUAGAGAGAGAAGAAGAAUUAGAAGAAAAAAAAUGUUGCAGAGAGCUGCAAGCAAUGCAUAUUCAUGGUGGUGGGCAAGCCACAUAAGAACAAAGCAAUCCAAAUGGCUAGAGCAAAACCUCCAAGAUAUGGAGGAAAAGGUGCAAAUUGUACUAAAGCUCAUUGAAGAGGAUGGAGACUCCUUUGCAAAGAGAGCAGAAAUGUACUACAAAAAGAGACCGGAGCUGAUAAGCUUUGUAGAAGAAUCCUAUAGAGCUUACCGGGCAUUGGCCGAGCGGUAUGACCACAUUUCAACAGAGCUGCAAAAUGCCAACAACACAAUUGCUACUGUUUUCCCUGAACAAGUGCAGUUUGCCAUGGAUGAAGAAGAUGAAGAAGCGGCUAAUGGGGUUCCGAGAAAGAUUCCAGAAGUCGCAAAAAACAUUCCCAAUGCUCCAAAAGGUCCCUUCAAAGAGAUAAAAAGUAUCAUUACAACAGCAAGAGCUACAAAAAAGUUGCUACCCAAAAAGUCAAAAAAAGCAGCAACUACCUCAACAGUUUCUAAAUCAGGUCUUAAGAAAGCUCAGGCACUGGAAGAGAUCGAUCGACUUCAGAAAGAUAUUCUAGCCCUGCAAACUGAGAAAGAGUUCGUGAAGGGUUCUUAUGAGAAUGGACUUGCGAAAUACUGGGAAAUUGACAAUCAGAUCAAUGAAAAGCAAGAAAAAGUGUGCAAUUUGCAAGAUGAAUUUGGUGAGGGAAUGGUCAUAGAAGAUGGUGAGGCUAGAAAUCUGAUGGCGGCAGCUGCUUUAAAAUCAUGCCAUGAGACACUGACUCAGUUGCAGGAGAAACAGGAGAGAUCAGCUGAGGAAGCAAUAGUUGAAUCCCAAAGGGUUAAGAGAGUUAAGGAGAGGUUUGAGUCUCUCAAGGGAGAAUUUCACCACAAUCAAACCAGUGAAAAAAGCCAACUUGGAAAGUAUGAAUUUAAGAACUCAGCACCAGAAGCACCAAAUAGCCCAUAUCAAGAAGCAGUGGCCAGUAAAUCAAAAGAGAGACAAGAGAUGGAGUUAUUGCAAGAGAAAGUCAAGCAACAGUUCGAAGCUAUGCCAAACAAAUCUCUGACAGUAUCAGAAAUGGUAGAGAAGAUUGACGAACUUGUAAAUAAAGUGAUCACCUUAGAAACUGCAGUUUCAUCACAGGCUGCUCUUGUAAAGAGACUAAAAACCGAAACUGAUGAGCUUCAAGUACAAAUUCGAACUUUGGAAGAUGACAAGGCUACACUACAUGAUGGAAAUAAUAAUUUGAGCAGCAAGCUUAAGGAGAUGGAGGAAAAGUUGCAUGGAAUUCAGGAUCUCAACAAAAGUUUUAGAGACCAGAACAGCAAUCUCCAAACAAAUUUCACUGAAGCCCACUGUAAUCUUGAGCAUCUUUCCAGGAAACUGCAAAGCGUGAAGCCAGAUGAAGAGAUUGAUGCAUCAGAUUUCAUCAAUGAAGAAGUAGAAAAUUUGCCAAAACUGUUGGAUAGUCUGGAAAAGAGAAAGAAUCCUUUUGAAGAUUGUGAAAUUCCACAGAAUGUAAAAUCAGAUGAAGAAACAGAAAUUAUAGUUGCAUUGCAGGAGAAGGAAUCUCCAGCAGAGUUAGGAUUUUUAGAGGAGGUAAAAGAACAACAGAACAUAGUACAAAGGGGUGACAGUUCUGAAGAGUCCAGCAACUUUCUUAGUACUUUUGAUAAUCAGCAAGAAGAUUUUUCACAAUCCCAGGGAGAGCAGAAACUGCUUGCUGUAGAUGAUGAACAAGCUCCUUCAGAGACUACGGAUAAUCUGCUCAAAGCAGAACAGAUUGAGACAAGAGAAGAUGAACCAGAUUGGCAGAAGCUGUUUUUGAAUGGAAUUGAAAACAGAGAAAGAACUCUCUUGACUGAGUACACUACAACUCUUCGAAACUACAAGGACAUCAAGAAGAGGCUAAGUGAAAUAGAGAAGAAAACCUUGGACAGCCAAUUUGAAACAUCUCUGCUUUUAAAGGAACUGAAGGGUGAAAAUUUGAAGAAAGAUGAAGAGAUCCGAUCGUUGCGUUUGAAAUUGGAACUUCUACAAGAGACUUUGGAUGACGAAAACAGGGAAAGAAAUCUCAAACAUUUGGAAAACCCUGAAACCUCUAGCUCAUUGGCUGAUCUCAUCCACACUAAGGAAAAUCCUAAAUCCUUGACAGCUAUGGAGGAAAAUGAAAACAUCAAGGCAAUCCUAACUGAUCAAACCUGUAUAUUGUCAGCAACUGAAGAGAAAUUCCGGACAAAGAUUGACGAAUUGCUGGAGCAAAACCUUGAAUUCUGGCUCAGAUUCAGCAGCUGCUUCCAUCAAAUCCAGAAAUUUGACACCGAAAUCGAAGAUCUAAAAUCAGAGAUCUCCAAAUUGGAUGAGAAAAAAAUGAAGGAAGACUCAAAUGAUACUAACACUCUUCAAAACCUACUCAAAUCUGAUGCUCGCCCAUUGUACAAACACCUUAGAGAGAUCCAGACCGAACUCGCCGUGUGGUUAGAGAAGAGCGCUCAGCUGAAGGAGGAACUCCAGGGACGAUUCUCAUCACUGUGUGAAAUCCAAGAGGAGAUAACAUCGGCGCUGAAAGCGAGUGCUGAGGCAGACGACGACUUCUUCAAAUUCACAAGUUACCAAGCAGCAAAGUUCCAAGGCGAGGUUCUGAACAUGAAGCAAGAGAACAACAAGGUCGCUGACGAGUUGCAGGCGGGGCUGGACCAUGUGACAACGAUGCAGAUCGAUGUGGAGAAGACGCUGACCACUUUGAAGGCAGACUUUGCCUUGGCUGCAUCUAAAAAACAGAGCGAUAAUGAUAACAGUACUACUCCUCAGCUGAGGCAGACGCCAACUCGGGCUCGGAUUCCAUUGAGAUCUUUCAUCUUUGGAAUCAAGCAGAAGAAGCAGAGAGCCUCAAUCUUCGCUUGUAUGACUCCCGCAAUGCAUAGGAAGUACCAUGGUUUGAGAGCAGGACCUCCAUUUUGAAAUUCUUUCUUAAUUAUUAGAGUGCUUGCUUUUUUAUUUCAAUUUUCUUUUGGCGGGUAAAUUAAGAGAAAAUUAUUUAUUUAUUUAUUCAUUUUUUAAGAACAUUUUAUUGGAUGGGAGAUUGAUAGAGACAGUGCUGCUUUUUUUUUCGGGUUAUAUGAGAGUUUGUAAUUAUCAAGUUAA
Messenger RNA from Humulus lupulus (European hop), 3230 nucleotides. Its product is annotated as protein NETWORKED 2D. The record is from RefSeq and is a predicted model, not a curated record. Lineage: Eukaryota; Viridiplantae; Streptophyta; Magnoliopsida; Rosales; Cannabaceae. Bases 87 to 3047 code for a protein of 986 amino acids. Gene Ontology annotation, molecular function: actin binding. The transcript is spliced from 2 exons.